ACAGCCAUCACAAUACUUGCCCUUUCUCUCUCUUCUCUUUCUCUGUAAUAAAAAGCUUGGUCUCUGUUUCUCCAAUGGCGUCCUCAACUCUCCAAAUUCUGAUCCUAGGGUUAUCCCUAUGCGUUAUGAUAAUCUCACCGGCACAGUCCCUGACCUGCAAAUCUCAGAAAUUCAGCGGAAAGAAGUUCGCCAACUGCUCCGACCUCCCGGUCUUGUCCUCCUACCUCCAUUGGACCUACGACGCUUCCAACUCCUCUCUCUCCAUCGCAUUCACCGCUCCUCCUCCAAAAUCCGACGGUUGGGUUGCCUGGGCCAUAAAUCCUACCGGAACCGGCAUGGCCGGAGCUCAGGCUUUCGUCGCCGUCAAGCAUUCUAAUGGAUCCGCAUCCGUAACGACGUACAACAUCACUUCGUACAGCAUGCUCAUGCCAGCGAAGCUUUCUUUUGAUGUUUGGGGAGUUAGCACCCAAGUCGUCGGUGGAAACAUCACGAUCUUCGCCACCGCAAAGGUGCCGGCGAAGGCGAAGACGCUGAACCAUAUCUGGCAGGUCGGUCCCGGAGUCAACGCAACAAAUGGAUUUCUCAUGAAGCACGAUUUUGCUCCGGCGAAUCUUAUGGCUAAGGGGACAUUGAACUUGUCCACCGGAACUGAAACUAGUGGUGCUGCUCCGGUUCCGGCUCCGGCUCCGGCCACAAGCUCAGCUUCUUCUCCGUCUACUGGCUCCAGUAACAGUACUGGUAAUUCUACCACUGGUAGUGGCAAAAAUGGAGGUGUUUCUUUGAUCGGUAGCAGUAACAGUUUUGGUUUUUGUAUGGUUUCGCUUCUGGUUCUUGUUAAUCUCCUGGCUUUUUAGAUUUGGUGAAAGUGUUAUUGUAGAAGUUUUUUUUUUUUUUUAAUUGUUAAAUUGAUGAUAGAGAUUUAUUGCGUCAUCAUGUGGAGAUUUGAGUAUGGAAGAUUUUUAGCUGGAGAAUAAUAUAUUAAAAAAUUUAUGUGA
Molecule: messenger RNA, 995 nt
Organism: Humulus lupulus (European hop)
Lineage: Eukaryota; Viridiplantae; Streptophyta; Magnoliopsida; Rosales; Cannabaceae
Product: auxin-induced in root cultures protein 12-like
Exons: 1
Coding region: 75-854 (259 amino acids)
Source: RefSeq, a predicted model, not a curated record